Molecule: messenger RNA, 1794 nt
Organism: Cutaneotrichosporon oleaginosum
Lineage: Eukaryota; Fungi; Basidiomycota; Tremellomycetes; Trichosporonales; Trichosporonaceae
Biological process (GO): positive regulation of nuclear cell cycle DNA replication; regulation of cell cycle phase transition
Cellular component (GO): Dbf4-dependent protein kinase complex
Molecular function (GO): zinc ion binding; nucleic acid binding; protein serine/threonine kinase activator activity
Source: RefSeq, a predicted model, not a curated record
AUGAAAGGACUGGAAAAGGAGCAGGAAGCAUGGGUUGCCAAAUGGCAGCAGGCGUUCCCCAACCUCACCUUCCACUUUGAACUCGGUACGGAGGAAGGUCUGGGGCGUAAGAUGCGGCCGCGCGUGCUCAAGCUUGGAGCACGCGUCGACCAGUUCUUCUCGCGUAGAAUCACUCAUCUCAUCGUCAAGAGCGAACAGUCACCACAGAAGCCGCGCGUGGCGGCGAUGAAGCGAGGACAGUCGGAUAACCCCUUCCUCCAGGCAAGUCCGACUGACCUCCGCUCCAAGGCAGAGGAGUAUGGCAUCAAGGUCUGGACGGUCAAGAAGCUCUUGGAGAUGAUCGACCGCCUCGACCCAGUCAACGUCGUCCAGCGCGAAAGCCUAUCUCAUAUGCUCGCGGACGAAAAGCUGCAUGGCACGCGCGAGCGCGACGAGUCAGCGCCACGGCCCGACCACUACUACUUCCGGCCAGGGAGCAAGUAUGUGCUCAUUGAAGACGCAACAGGAAAGCACCGCACCAUCAUGGUCAAGGAAUACUCGGCCAAAGAGCAGGACUGGCCGGUAUUGCACGACCAGUUCCUCCGACUAACCACCUCGUGCGCCCUUCCCCGGUCAAUUAAGAGUGUCGACCACCUGCACCGCGAUCUUCGCGCGCGUGCAAUGGCGCUGUAUGUCAACCACGAACCAUACAAUGGGGAAGAGCCACCCACGCGCUCCCUCAAGCGGUCUGCCUCUGAUCGCCAGUUCACCGUCCCAGCGCUCCCCGAGCCUGACCAGCUGCCAUACUGCAAGGCAUCGGGCAAUAGCGUCGUUCUCACAUCCAACAUUGCCUCGACGUCCACCAAUCCUCAGCACCCCACUCCUGGCGGAGUGCUCGCUCAGCCUCAGAACGGCGGACGCCGCGGUGCCAUGCAAGUUUCGAAGCGUGUCGAGGUUCUCAAGCGUAACCUCCCUGCUGCCCGCGGCGGCGCCGUUAAACGAUCAGACGCGGCCGCGCGUCAAUCUCUUUUGGGGCGGCGCAAGUCGGCCGCGGACCUGCCGCCUUCCUUCUCCUCCAAGCAGUUCCUAUCGCAGGCCGAGGUCGUCAAGAUGCUCCAAGGCAUCCGCAAGCCCACCAAUCUCCCAAAGCCGACGUUCGAAGAGCGCCUCGCCAACCGCGAACUCGUAGACGCCGGCCAGAAGCGCAAGGAGCAGGACACAGCGAGCGGAUACUGCGAAAACUGCCGUAUCAGAUACACCGACCUCUCAGUCCACAUGGCGUCGCGCAAGCAUCGACGCUUUGCGCUCAACGAAGCCAAUUUCGCCGAACUAGACAAGAUGCUCCACUGCCUCCAGCGCCCGCCAAACCCGAUGAUCUGCGUGCCCUCGCGCGUCUGCCGCCCCUGUACAGAGCGGCACACACAGGCUGACGAGUGCAGCCGUUGCAUGGACGACACGGAGCUCUCCGAGGAUGGGUCAUCGGAGAGUGACUUCUCCAUCCGCGACGGCAUGAUACACUGGUAUCCCUCGCCGUGGGUGGGGUUGUCAAAACAAGUUGGGGAUGACGCGACGGCCGAGUGCGAGAGCGAGGGCGAGGAAGAUUCGCACAGCGCCGCCACCUGCACACAGCACGAGCACUCCUCCCAGGGAUGGGUGGAGGAAGAGGAUGUCGAGAUGACCGAGGGCGAAGGCGAGGAUGGAGGUGAAGACGAUGUGCGCGGUCCCACUACUUCAUCACAGUUGGUACGCGAGGAAGAUGACGAGAGUACCGUGAGCGAAUUCAACGGCGAGGGCGCAGAGGUCGUCGGCCACUAG